Adineta ricciae is the source of this 1674-nucleotide messenger RNA. Lineage: Eukaryota; Metazoa; Rotifera; Eurotatoria; Adinetida; Adinetidae. The record is from the annotation of a GenBank genome assembly.
AUGUUUAUCAUACGAAUACUUUCUCUUCUCCUGAUUAAAGCAAUUCUUGUCCGUAAUGAAUCGUUUACAUCUACAACACAUCUGACCCAGCUAUUAAAAACUGAAAUAGCAUUAGCAAAGAGCUUGGAAACACAUUUGAAACAAGAAUACGAACGUUUAGAUCAAAUAGAAAAGUUCGUCAACGUUAUCAAAGAUGAAAUUCGACAAGCACAAGGCAACGAAGAAUAUUAUUUCGGAAAUCCAGUCAAUUCAUAUUUAUUCAUCAAACAUCUUACUGCAGAUUGGUAUAAUAUCGAAGAACUGUUGCCAACAAAUUUUUCGAAGAAUUUAGCCGACAAAUGGAUAUUUCCUUCCUUUGAGGACUAUACUGGAUCUGCCACGGGCUUGUUACGUUUGCAAGAUACAUACAAAUUGAAUACCAGUCAAUUAGCUAACGGUGAAAUCAGCACCAAAUUCAAAUCCAAACGCUUGAGUGCGUUGGAAUGUUAUGAUUUGGGUCGGGUUGCAUAUACAAGCGGUGAUUUCUAUCACACUUUAAUGUGGAUGCAAGAAGCUUUAGAUCAUCUCGAUAAAGAACAAAAUAAAACAUCAAUUAACAAAAUCGAUAUCUUAGAUCAUUUAGCCUAUGCAACAUCACAACAAGGAAAUGUCGAACAUGCAUUAGCGGUCACUGAAGAACUGCUGAAAAUAUCUCCCAAUCACAUUCGAGCGAAUAAUAAUAAGAUCUACUAUGAAACAAUUAUUAAGAACCGAACGUUGAGUAAACAACAACGCAAAGGUGAUACGAAUACAAAUGAAGCUUUGAAUCCAAGUUUACUUUCAGCAAAUUCACCCAAUAAAAAUUAUAAAGUUAAAAAUGAACGACCAGAUGAUCUCUUGGAAGAACAUGAACUAUAUGAAGAACUUUGUCGACAAAACCAAACUCGAUUGAGUCCACAGCGCGAAGCUAAAUUAUUUUGUCGUUAUCGACAUAAUAAUCAUCCGUUGCUUAUUCUACGUCCCGUCAAAGAAGAACAAGUAUUGGAUCAACCGGCAAUUUUUCUCUUCCAUGACGUUGUUAGCGAUGCAGAAAUCGCCGAGAUCAAAUCACUUGCUUCACCGAAAUUACAACGGGCCGUCGUACGUGAUUUCGUUACUGAUACUUUUAAACCAGCUGAUUAUAGAAUCAGCAAGAGAACAGCAAGGAAUGAACAUGCCAGUUAUCGAGUGAGCAAAAGUGCUUGGCUGAGAAAUGAUGAUUCACCAGUGGUCGCUCGUCUAUCAAGAUUAAUUGGAGCUAUCACAAAUUUAAACAUGAUCACAGCGGAAGAUCUUCAGAUUGCAAACUAUGGUGUUGGUGGUCAUUACGAACCACAUUUUGAUUUUGCACGAAAAUCGGAAAAAGAUGCAUUUUCAAGUCUGGGUGUUGGAAACCGCAUUGCAACAUGGUUGACUUAUAUGACUGAUGUCGAACAAGGUGGUGCAACCGUUUUCCCAAUAGUGGGUGGUCAUCUGAAACCGAAAAAAGGCAGUGCUGCGUUCUGGUAUAAUUUAUACGCAUCUGGAGAAGGUGAUUACAAUACUCGUCAUGCCGCAUGUCCGGUAUUGAUUGGCAACAAAUGGGUUGCAAAUAAAUGGAUCCAUGAACGUGGUCAAGAAUUCCGUCGGCCCUGUUCACUCGAUCCGAUGGCAUAA